Molecule: messenger RNA, 932 nt
Organism: Gallus gallus (chicken)
Lineage: Eukaryota; Metazoa; Chordata; Aves; Galliformes; Phasianidae
Gene: MMAA
Product: methylmalonic aciduria (cobalamin deficiency) cblA type
Exons: 6
Coding region: 103-864 (253 amino acids)
Cellular component (GO): cytoplasm
Molecular function (GO): GTP binding; GTPase activity
Source: RefSeq, a predicted model, not a curated record
GGGUAUCUCUUGCUGGAGGUCCCUGCCUACCAGAGGCCUUUAAAAGGGUUAUCUGGUCCUCCUGGUGCUGGGAAAUCAACUUUCAUUGAAUGCUUUGGGAAAAUGCUUACAGAAAGGGGACACAAAGUGUCAGUGCUGGCUGUAGACCCCUCCUCUAGUACAAGUGGUGGUUCUUUAUUGGGUGAUAAAACGCGGAUGACUGAGUUGUCAAGAGACAUGAAUGCAUACAUCAGACCAUCUCCAACCAGGGGGACGUUAGGAGGUGUAACAAGGACCACAAAUGAAGCCAUUCUGCUGUGCGAAGGAGGAGGCUACAAUGUUGUUCUUGUGGAAACAGUAGGUGUGGGACAGUCAGAAUUUGCUGUGGCUGAUAUGGUUGAUAUGUUUAUAUUAGUGCUGCCACCAGCGGGUGGUGAUGAAUUACAGGGUAUCAAACGGGGUAUAAUUGAGAUGGCAGAUCUAGUUGCUAUAAAUAAAGCUGAUGGGGAUUUAAUUGUGCCUGCACGGAGAAUACAAGCUGAAUAUGUUAGUGCUAUGAAGCUGCUUCGCAAGCGUUCAAAGGUUUGGAGACCAAAGGUAAUGCGUAUCUCCGCCAAAACUGGAGAAGGUAUCUCAGAUAUGUGGGAUAAAAUGACAGAAUUUCGCGACCUCAUGCUCACAAGUGGUGAGCUGAUUGCCAAACGACGGAAACAGCAGAAAGUGUGGAUGUGGAAUCUCAUCCAAGAAAAUAUGUUGGAACAUUUCCGGAGUCACUUGGCAGUCAAAGAUAAGAUUCCACUUCUAGAAGAAAAAGUUCUUAGUGGUGUGUUGUCUCCUGGGCUGGCAGCCGAUCUGCUGCUGAAAGCAUUCAAGGAUGGUCUCUGAUCAUUAUAUUCUACUGUGUUCUUGCUAAUUUCUUCAUGUAAACGUAAAUAUUAAAUACAGUUUCUCUA